Molecule: messenger RNA, 793 nt
Organism: Notechis scutatus (mainland tiger snake)
Lineage: Eukaryota; Metazoa; Chordata; Lepidosauria; Squamata; Elapidae
Source: RefSeq, a predicted model, not a curated record
CAAAAGGGGACAUUUACAGCAUUUUCUUCUAAUUAUUUACACAAUAAAUUGUUUUGUUCUGUACAGAGAAGAGGUCAUGUCUGUGGGAAUCCCUGUCCCAUCUGUAGAGAUCAACAUCUUUUUUUGGAUUAUAGGAAUGUGAAGCUUCUUGAACAGUUUAUCUGCCCCCACUCGAAUAUCAUCCUUGAUCCAACCCAUACAGGUGUGUGUAGAAAUAAGUAUAAGGAGCUAGUCAAAGCCAUUGAUCAAGCUCAAGACAAGGGACUUCUAUCAGUUAGCACUCCUUUGAUCUCCUUCCAAGAUGUGGAUUGGAGCAACCAGCAUCCAGCUGUUUCCAAGACUCCUCCAUCCCCAGCUCUGUGUAGCAAGACAUCAUGGUAUCCUUGGUAUGACUGGCAGCAACCCCCAGAGAAAAAAAUUGAACUAUUCAGGAAGAUUUACAAGAAUUACCUGAAAGAAGAGAGCAACCUUUCAUAAACCAAGCCCCCCAAAAAGCAAUUUAUAAUAUUCCCAGUGAAGCCUGUAACUGAUUCUUAAAAAUCCUCUGAAGUUGUUCAGCUGUUAGAGGACUGCUGUCUAUUAUUUCCUCCAGAAGGACUUCUAGUGUUAGUAAAUUGAAUGGGAUUACUGACAAUUCUGGUGAUUGAACUUUGCUAGAAACACGUGACUGAAUUGGGGCAGUGAUGAAGUAUAGGGUAAAACAAACAAAAAAAUACAAUGAAAAACUGUUUGAUGUGUGUAUCUACAGUGUGAUGGGGUUUUCGUUUUACAAUAAAUCAUGGUUUUGUUAAAA